GCAACGUAUGCUCUCAGCGUUCGUUCAUGUUGCAUUCAGUUUUGGAAGCUAAACAAGUCUAUGUGCUCUAAAUCACACAUAUACAGUGUUAAUAAUGGCGCACAAGAAUACAGGUGUGGUUUUACCAAACCACUAGCAGAGGAGAAAUAUUAGUGGAACAUCGUAUCCGAUACCCCUGUAGUGUUGCAGACAUAUCAGAGGAGCCAACAGAUCAUUGUAGAUGUGAGCGUAUCUCUUGCUGGAUCGUUUGAGAAAUACUUUUUCACAGUAGGAGCCAUAACGUGUAAGAAUCAUUCACUUGUACACGAGGCCCAACAUCCAUUGCCGCUUCAUCUCCAUAACUCCAACAAGUUAUUAUGCGGCCGAUCAACCGUUCAGCAUUCGUGGGAUUUGCCAUGGGUUUCUUCCUUGGUCUUGUACCGUCCAUUUUAUUGGGCGGUUCGCGCAAUGAUCUCAGUCGCUGUGAAAUGAGGAAGAGUCUGCAGACAAAUCGCCCCGUGUGGCCUUCCCAUCAGAUUCCAUCACUGAGGAACUUUCAAGACGGAAGCAAGGAGGAGCCAGGGCCAAAGGUAGGCCAGCCCAUGUCACGAUCGUCACCCAGGAAAAUCCUGCUGGACUGCGGUGCUAACGUGGCCUCCACGGUCCUGCUGUUCAGAGAGACCUACCCCGGGGGAAGAGAUUUCACCAUCCACUCGUUCGAAAUUGACGACCGGCUGUCGCCGUACUUCAGCCCGUACGACAAACAUCAUCUACACUGCCCCGUUGGCGUAGCGGGCAAGGAUGGAAACAUGACAGCUUUUUCGGAGAUGGUUUGGGGACCCAAAAAGGGAAAGAAUCACGGCAAAGACAUGCAGUGGGGAGGAGGCUCACUCUUCGUAUCCCAAAGAGAACUGAAAGAUAAUGUAACAGGUGGUUCUCGAAAGCUGUCCUAUCGAAAGACAAUUCCGGUCGUCGACCUUUCAAAAUGGAUCAUCGACAACUUUUCAGUGGACGAUUACGUAAUCCUAAAACUAGACGUUGAGGGCGCCGAAUUCAACAUCCUACGGAAGAUGAUAGACGACAAAGCAUUUGCCUACAUCGACAAAUACUAUGGCGAAUAUCACGACGGUCAACCAACGGGCUGGUCGUCGAAGGGCAAGCAUCAGAUUCGCGUGGACAUCCAGAGAGCAGGCUUCACGAUGAUCAAAUGGAUCGGGGAGACAAGAACAUACGGUGAUAUCGGUCGAAUGAACCCGAUCAAGGUCCCAGCAGACACCCCUGGCAAACCUGGCGAGAUCUACUCGAGUUGUGAGAGCGGCUCAGUGGCCGUCACUGUCGCAGUCGGCAUGAACUUCAAGCGUGCACACCGGGUGGUGGCCACUCUAGCGGCCCACAAACCCCUGGUUCCCACCACGCUGUUUGUCUAUGGCGACUUCGUGCAGGUCUUCCCCGAGACGGUCAAGUCCUGGGCCCAGCACUUCAACAUCGCCAUACGGGAGGACGGCUACAAUCCUCCGGGUCACCUGGAGCUGAUGCCCGGUAACUGGGUCCGUAUGGGUCUGAUCAGCAGCAUCUUGCGUCUGGAGGAGAUUGGGAUCACGACUUCUUACUAUCUGCCGUCGGUGGUGAGGGAUAUUAUUCCCACAAUCAAAGCACAAGCUGCUGCAAGGGGGCUGAGGAUUAUUAAGCCCGUCGUAGAAUUUCCUGCCAAAAAUGGGUCUGUAGGGCAACUUACGGUGAACAACUACUACAGAAACCGUGACGUAGAGCGCGUGCCCAAGGCCCUGAGGUUGAUCCACGACGCGCUCGUCAAGAACGAAGGGGGUGUCCUAACCCUGGACACAGACUUACCAGACACCUAUAUGAACUCUGUUUUCAUGAUGGACUACCUGGUGGAAACCUCCGGCUUCAAGUUGGUGCCUUUGAACGAGUGCGUCGCUGGGUCACGAUAGUACAUCAUAAUGUGACAUCAGCAACGCCCUACUGAGCGGAGGGCAAGCAAAGGGUAUACACAGGGAAGCUAAGACUCAUUGUCUCUGACGUCACACUAGUGGGCAGGGCUUUGUUCCCUAUCCUCAGUGAUGGCGCAGCGUGCGUUGGUGCCUUUGAAUGAAUGCGUUGCCUAGUCAUGAUAACCCAUCAAAGUUCCGGAGUUUCUUUUUUUUUUUUACAUGGCGAAGAGGUUAAGGUAUUUAAUUGGGGAAAUGGUUAGAAAACGGUUCUGUAACACUCAGUUAUUUUUAUGUUAGACAUGUUUUUGCAAGCUUUUGUAGCAGGAGUGCAGUGGGCGGUAAUGCUAUAGUUAUUGUCCUGCUGUCGUUAAUAUUUUGUGUUUAAAAGUAUAAAAUAAUAUGUUUACUGUUGCCCAAUGCAAUGUCAUUGCAUGUUAAAAGCACACAUUAGUGUCACGUGGCCUUUAGUUUUUCUUGAACACGAAGCCUAUUCCUGUAUUGGUUGGUAUACCGUUGGUUGUGACUUUUACAGUUUCGUUGAUGUGUUUUAACAGUUUACUUUCGAGUUGUCAGUAUUUUUUUGUGAUUUCGCGGUUUUAUUUCAUUACACUUAUGAGACUUUGUGUGUGUGUGUGUGGUUUUUUUUUUCUCCACGGUUUUACAAAAUUAUUUCUUCGUAGUUAGAGUUUUACAUUGACCUUGUUUUCGUUUUAAUAUUAACAAUUUGAAAUUGUUACUUUUGGGUUUGAACACUUUAAAAUGCUUACUGGUUUUUAAGUUUGUGGCUUUGUGCGUCCCAGAUUUGUAUGUUUUGUAUGGGGUGACAGCCAGCCAUUAAAGAACCAUUGGUUAAAGGGAUGAUUGAAAAGUGAGCCUUUGUACUUUCACUGCCCAGAAAUCUUAUAGGAACGAUCAUGCCACAUGUCAUAUACACGUGAUCCCUACACAAUACACUGAAUCUAAUUUCAUCAAUGAACGAGUACUUGUUUGAUAACAUGAAUCAUAUAUAAUUAUAAGUUCAUAAUGGAAUAUAAUAUUAUACAUUGUGAUCGCGAGUCUUGAAAUUGUUGAUAUGAUUUUCUAUGGAAUGGUGACGAAUCAUACUUCCCUCCGUGCAACUCGAUGAUUGUAUUACCAAAAAAACUGACCUUUUAGUAUCAAUCGUAUUUUAAUCAUUAAGUCAUUUAAAGUGUGGGUUUUUUUCUAGGAAUUUAAAUGGGGAUCGUAUCUUAUUGUAUUUUGGUGGUACUUUCGUAUUAAUUGAUGUUUUGUUUGUAAUGGUUUUACAUUGUUUGUCAUCUUCAUUAUGCAUGUGCCGCC
Molecule: messenger RNA, 3251 nt
Organism: Patiria miniata (bat star)
Lineage: Eukaryota; Metazoa; Echinodermata; Asteroidea; Valvatida; Asterinidae
Exons: 7
Coding region: 357-1931 (524 amino acids)
Source: RefSeq, a predicted model, not a curated record